ACUUUCCUCAUAUCAUACCAAUAGAACUUGUUUUCUUGCUUCUAUCAUAUUAGUUUCUUCCAAGGAUGGUGCUCAAUGGUAAACUUAGUACUGAACUUGGGAUCAAAGCAUCCGUUGACAAGUUCUACAAUUUCUUUGCAACACAACUUCAUGAAAUGCAAAUCCAUUGUGAAAGAGUUCAUGAAACCAAGCUGCAUCAAGGUGAUGAUUGGCAUCACACUGAUACGGUUAAACAUUGGACUUAUGUCAUAGAUGGCAAGGUACACACAUGUCAUGAGAGUGUUGAAGAAGUUGAUGAAAAGAAUAAAAAACUCAGUUACAAGCUCUUCGGUGGAGAUAUUGGUGAGAACUAUAAGGAUUUUAAACUCAUUAUUGAAAUAAUUGAUAAAAGUGACAGUAGUGCUGCCAUUAAAUGGACUAUUGAAUAUGUGAAGAUCAAUGAGGAUAUUGACGCUCCUAAUGGCUGGAUGGACUACGUUGCUAAACUUACUAGAGAUAUUGAUGCUCAUCUUGUCAAGGCAUAGCUCCAUAAGCCAUAUAUUAAAGAAAUAAACAAUAAGUAGUAAUGGCUUAAUGCAUGGGGUUGAUUAGGGAUAUAAUUGAGAGCUAAACUGCAUUUUUUGCCUCCUAAAUUUUAAAAUAUUGCGAUUAUGGUCCCCUAAUAAAAAAAAAUGGCAAAAGUAAAAGUUGCGAUUAUGACCUCUUUUUUGAGACACGUGGUAUCUUUUCAACAAUUUUGGAACGAAAGGGGUCAAAGUUACCAUUUUUUAAUAGGAGGUCAAAAUCGGAACAUUUUAAAACUUAAAGGCGAAAAGUGUAUUUUAGCCUAUAAUUAAGUGUUCUUCUUUAUAUAAGUAAUUUGAUGUUUGUAAUUGCAUGUUUCAUAUGCAUAUAUUAUUGGCUUGUGAUUUUUCGUUUGUAUGGAAUAAAUGUGUCGAUUGAAGAUUGUCUCUUAAAUUAUAUGAUGCAAAUUAAUAAAUGGAAA
This is a messenger RNA of Medicago truncatula (barrel medic), 985 nucleotides long. Its product is annotated as MLP-like protein 28. NCBI's taxonomy places the organism in Eukaryota, Viridiplantae, Streptophyta, Magnoliopsida, Fabales, Fabaceae. The coding region runs from base 66 to 524 and encodes 152 amino acids. The transcript has 2 exons. The record is from RefSeq and is a predicted model, not a curated record. Gene Ontology annotation, biological process: defense response.